AUGGUGGGAACCAUAACAAUGGGCGACGAAACACGACACGAUGCCGAGGAGCAGCGCGGCCGGUCAAGGCUCUCGCCGGGCUUGCACAUCCCAAAGAACCGAAGCACGGGAAACCUAGGGCAUAUGGGCGGUGAUAACUCUGAAAAGGCUCGAAUCCGAUUCUCGUUUGAUGCUGGGCCCUCUGCCACGGAAUAUGACACCAUCACAAGGAGCUCAAUCAUGACGGACCACGAUCACGGCUUGGGCCUGUCAGGGCUCAGGCGCAUCCGGCAGCAACACAAUCCCGUUCGAGCUCCCACGAUGCCUUCCUCUGGAAGUCGGGCACCUUCUCUCAGCGCUCUCACCAGAUGCUCGUCCGUUUCGGUGCUGUCCGACAUGGGCAACACACCCAUCUCUCCUGGCCCAACUUCUCCUGCCUUUACUGAAGACCUGAACCGCUUUCCGUCCGAGUCGUUGCAUUCCUUUUCGUUUGCGCAUCAGUCUGAAGACCUUUUGCACAGCCGCCAAAAUGUCCUCAAAAAGUCCAUCGAGUUUAUGAAAGAUCGGAUGGGCUGGUCGGUCUCGACGAGCGCUGCCAUGGCCAGCGCGCAAGCUCGGGUCACUGGUGACGUGGAGAUGCAGAACAUGCUGGACCUCCUCGCGAAAGCCCAACUGGUAGGGGCUGGUAACAUUCCAAAUGGGGACCUUAGCAUCCCCACAGGUCCACUGAGCGGUCCUGCAACCAUGUCUGACGAGAAUGUGUUUGAUAAGGAGUUCAUCCCGAGGACUGAAAGCCCAGGUCCGAUCGAGAGAACGCCCUUGUUGUCCCCCUUGACCCUGGAACCUGCUGAGCUGAAGGAUGCGCCGGCUACUGCACCCCUCCCCAGACCUCAGCUCCUCAUGGGAGGAGAGCCCGACUCUGAGAGCUCAUCGAGAACCCCCACCAACGAGAGCGGCACGACAGCAAAAACGCACACAACCGGGAAGACGACACCUCCACCUGCUAUUCGUCCGAACGCUGCGCUGAAGCGGACCAUGACCGACACUGUCCAAAUAUCGGUGCAGCAAAAGCUUAUGGACGCCAUGGCCCAGCCGUUCCUUGCCACCGAGCCGGUCCAAGCACAGCACAUCAUCUCGCGAAAAUCACCUCAGCAAGCCUUCACUCCCAUGAUCAACACAGCUACCUCGCUGCCGGGUGCGGCACAUGGCUCCACGAGAUGGGUACCUGCCGCCCAGGCCAUUUUCACCACAGAGUCGAAGCCACCAUGGACGAUUCUUGCCGCCAACGAUCUUGCCUGUUUGCUUUUUGGUGUGACCAAGGCCGAGGUCAGGAAGAUGGUCUGCUCGGUGCUCGCGGGGGGUGGAAUUACGGCAAAACUCUUGAGCAAACCCAAUUCGAGGACGCAGGCCCCCAAGACUGGCCGGCGACCUGCAACGAUCCACAACGGCGACCCUAAGCCACCAAAGCCGGGGCAUGCUCAUAACAACAGCAAGUCUAGGGGCGUGCUGCUGUGCGGAGACGUGGUCCCGAUCCAAAAGCGAAACGGCGCAACGGGUUCGGCCAGCUUGUGGGUGAAGGAGAAGAAGGUGGGCCUCAUCUGGGUCUUGGAGGAGAUCCACGAGGACGUUGCGUAUGUGGACGUUGACGAAGACGGCAACGUUGUCAAACUUUCCGGUGCGCUGGGCCCUAUUUGGGGAGACGAGACGAUCCAGCCUGGUCUGGACGUUGGGCGGUUGAUACCCCGUAUUCCGCGCCAAGGCUUUGACCCACGGUUCGGCGAGGUCGACUACUAUGAGAUUACCAAGAAGAAGUACUACACCUGCCGAAACUGCGACAGAAUCAACAUUCCGGCCACAGUUGAGCAGGUCCGGGGGACAACUGAACUGCGAGUGUCCAGUUUCCCCCACAUUGCCGGUAUCGUUGUGGUAGCCCCUCAGAGCUUGAAGAUCAAGAGCUCAAACUCUGUCUUUUGUGGCGCCCUUUUCGGUCACGAGAAGCCGGACGGGAUGUCUAUCAACAGCCUGGUGCCAAACUUUGACAGGAUCCUUCAGAUUCUGACGGACGAAGAUGGCAUUCACUUGGUUGAUGGCAUCGUGAUUCCGGAGCACUCCUUCAGGAAAGCAUCGGCCUUCCUUGCCCUCAGAGAGGGCCGGCCGGAUGCUGCAACGGGAUUUUUGCGGCCCGAAGGUCUUCCGGCCAAGCAUCGGGAUGGCUCCGAACUCAAAAUUGACAUUCAGAUGCGCGUGGUGAAGAGUGAACACCAAACCACGAUCCACGAGGAGGUGGUCGAGGAGGGGAGCGAUGACGACUCGGCGUCUGGGGGAGCCAACGACAAAUUUGUGGUGCCACACACAGAGAUGGUUUAUGCUUUGUGGAUAACCUACUCUAGGCACCUGCACGCAUCCAGAACAAAUUUGGGAGUAUCGUCGCCGUUGCUCUCUGGCGCUGCCACCCCGCUUCACCAACCGUCACCUGGACAAACACCCGCGCAUACACCGGUGGAAAUGCAGUCGGAUUCCGACAACGAGCCGCCAAAGGAGGAACAGACGGCCGCCUCCUCGCUGGCGAGACAGCUGAAGGACGCUGCUUACAGCGCCGCUGCCAAAAUCACCGGGGGUGCCAUCAAGGGCACCGAGGCACCAAUGGAGCAGCAACAACCCGCGAUCGCGGCUGAUGCCAAGUCAGAAGCAAAGAAGAAGAAGUCGAUCGACGACUUUGUCAUCCUCGAGGAAAUGGGACAAGGCGCCUACGGCCAAGUCAAGCUGGCCCGUUAUCGCGACAGCGGCAAGCGCAGCAUUCUCAAAUAUGUUACCAAGAGGCGCAUUCUGGUCGACACGUGGACGCGAGACAGACGACUGGGUACCGUCCCGCUGGAGAUCCACGUGCUGGACUACCUGCGUCGCGACGGCUUCAAGCACCCCAACAUUGUCGAGAUGGAGGACUUUUUCGAGGACGAAGUGAAUUACUACAUUGAGAUGGUGCCGCACGGCUUGCCGGGGAUGGAUCUUUUCGACUACAUUGAGCUUCGCGCCAACAUGGAGGAGCAAGAGUGCCGGAGCAUCUUUGUUCAGGUCGCGAGAGCGAUUCACCACCUGCACACCAAGGCGCUGGUGGUGCACCGGGAUAUCAAGGACGAGAAUGUCAUAUUGGAUGGGGAGGGAAGGAUCAAGCUGAUUGAUUUUGGGAGCGCGGCAUAUAUCAAGAGCGGGCCGUUUGAUGUUUUUGUGGGCACCAUUGCCCCAGAAGUUCUGGCUGGCAGGCCCUACGGCGGCAAAGAGCAGGAUGUAUGGGCGUUGGGCAUUCUGCUCUACACCAUCAUCUACAAGGAGAACCCGUUCUACAGCAUUGAUGAGAUUAUGGACCGGGACCUGAGGGUGCCGUAUACCAUCAGCGACGACAGCAUUGAUCUCAUUCGGAAGAUGCUGGAUCGGAACGUGGAGCAGAGACUGGAUAUCGAGCAGGUGUUGGCGCAUCCUUGGUGUAGGAUGAUGGAGUAG
Molecule: messenger RNA, 3477 nt
Organism: Podospora anserina S mat+
Lineage: Eukaryota; Fungi; Ascomycota; Sordariomycetes; Sordariales; Podosporaceae
Exons: 5
Coding region: 1-3477 (1158 amino acids)
Biological process (GO): negative regulation of glycogen biosynthetic process; protein phosphorylation; intracellular signal transduction
Cellular component (GO): nucleus; cytosol; cytoplasm
Molecular function (GO): ATP binding; protein serine/threonine kinase activity
Source: RefSeq, a predicted model, not a curated record